Messenger RNA from Myxocyprinus asiaticus (Chinese sucker), 792 nucleotides. RefSeq names its product ELAV-like protein 2. The record is from RefSeq and is a predicted model, not a curated record. The transcript has 7 exons. Gene Ontology annotation, cellular component: ribonucleoprotein complex. NCBI's taxonomy places the organism in Eukaryota, Metazoa, Chordata, Actinopteri, Cypriniformes, Catostomidae. Gene Ontology annotation, molecular function: RNA binding. The annotation marks the transcript as partial.
AUGAUAACGGUGAUCGCUGCCAUGGAGACGCAGCUGUCGAACGGGCCAGGCUGCACCGCCAACAACAGUCCCAACAGUGUGUCUAAUAACUGUGUGUCGCCCAUGGAGACGACUGACGGUGGCGGUGGUGAGGACAGUAAGACGAACCUGAUCGUGAAUUAUCUGCCUCAGAACAUGACACAGGAAGAGCUAAAGAGUCUGUUUGGCAGCAUCGGAGAGAUCGAGUCCUGCAAACUUGUGCGGGACAAAAUCACAGGUCAGAGUUUGGGUUAUGGUUUUGUGAACUACGUGGAGCCUAAAGAUGCAGAGAAAGCCAUCAACACUUUAAACGGACUCAGACUGCAGACUAAAACCAUCAAGGUGUCAUAUGCCCGCCCGAGCUCGGCCUCCAUUCGUGAUGCUAACCUGUAUGUGAGUGGUCUGCCGAAAACGAUGACCCAGAAAGAGCUGGAGCAGCUGUUUUCUCAGUACGGACGCAUCAUCACCUCCAGAAUACUACUCGACCAGGUCACAGCAGGUGCAUCUCGAGGUGUUGGAUUCAUCCGGUUUGACCGGCGUGUUGAAGCGGAGGAGGCCAUUAAAGGUUUGAACGGUCAGAAACCGCCAGGAGCCACUGAGCCAGUCACAGUGAAGUUUGCCAACAAUCCCAGUCAGAAGAGCAGUCAAGCACUGCUGUCACAGCUGUACCAGUCACCCAACAGAAGAUACCCCACUCCACUGGCACAGCAGACGCACAGAUUCAGGCUGGACAAUCUACUCAACAUGGCGUACGGGGUCAAGAGGUAUGUUAAU